AUGCAGAAUCUGUCUGAACUUCCAAACAAUGCAACUUCCCACAAAAGCUUCUCUGUGAUCAUCAAGGUGUGUGUGGUCAUCCCUUUCUUCUGUGUCUUCCUCUGCUGCAUUGCUGUCAUGCUAUACAUCUUUGCAUCUCACAGGCAGUUCCUGGACACCUCACGUUACAUCCUCUUCACUUACAUGCUGAUCAAUGACACCCUGCAGCUCUUGACCUCUGUGCUGCUCUUCCUCUUUGUAAUGGGUCAGGUGAAAUUUCCUAUUGUCUGUUGUGUUCCUCUGUUGUUCAUAUCCACUGCCACUUUCCAAAACACACCCUUAAUCCUGGCCACGAUGUCACUGGAGCGUUAUGUUGCCAUCUUCUAUCCCCUGCAGCGUCCCGCAGCCUGGCGUUCAGAGCGUAUCUGGAUCAUUAUUCUUUGUCUGUGGCUCAUCAGUUGUAUUUUCACAAUCACUGACUACUCCAUCGGGAAACAUUAUCUCACUGUGGAUGUCCUCUCUACCCCUGUGCUGUGCAAAAAUGUCAUUGUCAGCUCAACUCCAAUUCAGACAAUAUUCAAAGCUGUUGGAAAUGUGCUCUUCUUUGCAGCAGUGGCUGUCAUCAUGCUCUUUACAUAUAUAAGGAUACUGCUGGAAACUCAGAAGCUGAGACAAGACAAAGCAUCCGUAAGCAAAGCCAUGCAUACUGUGGUGCUACACGGCUUUCAGCUGCUGCUGUGCAUGUUGGCCUUCACUCACCCCAUCACUGAAACUCUCAUAGUGCUGCAUGCUAACUGGCAACCCGAAGACAUUGCCUUUUUUAAUUUCUUCUGUUUCAUGCUAAUCCCACGUUUUCUUAGCCCGCUCAUCUAUGGCUUCAGAGAUCAGAGUCUCAGAGGCUACAUCGGGAAAACGUUUCUCUGCUGUUCAAAUAAAGUCAAAACCCCACAUCAGAGGCCAGCUGUAUGA
This is a messenger RNA of Monopterus albus (swamp eel), 948 nucleotides long. It is a transcript of the gene or95a1, whose product is annotated as odorant receptor, family 95, subfamily A, member 1. Gene Ontology annotation, biological process: G protein-coupled receptor signaling pathway; detection of chemical stimulus involved in sensory perception of smell. The record is from RefSeq and is a predicted model, not a curated record. NCBI's taxonomy places the organism in Eukaryota, Metazoa, Chordata, Actinopteri, Synbranchiformes, Synbranchidae. The coding region runs from base 1 to 948 and encodes 315 amino acids. The transcript has a single exon. Gene Ontology annotation, molecular function: odorant binding; G protein-coupled receptor activity; olfactory receptor activity. Gene Ontology annotation, cellular component: membrane.